Messenger RNA from Odocoileus virginianus texanus, 1886 nucleotides. RefSeq names its product three prime repair exonuclease 2 (gene TREX2). Gene Ontology annotation, molecular function: 3'-5'-DNA exonuclease activity; nucleic acid binding. Gene Ontology annotation, cellular component: cytoplasm. NCBI's taxonomy places the organism in Eukaryota, Metazoa, Chordata, Mammalia, Artiodactyla, Cervidae. The record is from RefSeq and is a predicted model, not a curated record. Gene Ontology annotation, biological process: DNA catabolic process.
GACAGCUUUACAGCCCAGGAGACUGAAGGGCCCGCUGUGGGCAGGCUGCCCCUGGCUCUUGGCUGCCUCCCUGCACCCCAGUGGGAGACUGGGCUUGUGAGCACCCACUGCCGGAGGCUGGCACGGCUUGCCCAGGGAUGAGGUCCUGGGGAUGGUGCCAUCCGCUCUCCUGGAGCAGGGAGGGCCUUUUCUCUUACCUCCUACGUUGACUGUGCCCUUCACCCUGGCCUGAGCCACUUGGGCUGGGUAGGACCCGGAGCCUCUGGCUCUCAUGGCACUCGGUAGAGGGCUGCUCCCACCUGCCACACCUCCCUUUGUACCUUCCCUGGCAGCCUCUGCUCCAGGCCCCUGAGAUACUCUAGAGGAAGAGGAGCCCCCUCCAAAGUGGGAGGGCUGCUGCCCUGAUGCACCCCAACUGCUAUCAGUGGGGCCACACUGUGGCCUGUCCUCCUAGCUCACUUUGGUUGCCUCUGGUGAAGGAGCUGUGCCCUGGAGAUACUCCUGUGGGAGGGUGCUAGCCCGGGGCUGGGUGUUGAACCCAAGGCAGCAGGCCCGGCUGCUGCCGCCAGCCCUGAUCAGUCGUGGAGGCAGGGCAGAGGGCUUGGGUUUCCUCUUCACGCCUGUGACACAUUUGUGACGACACGUUCUUCCAGCCCAGGCUGUGCUCCACCUGUGGGGAGCCCGCCUGUGGCCCAGGAGCCAGUUUUUCGGCCUGUAAAAACAUGGGGCGUGUGUCCCAGCAGCUAUGAGCAAGUGAGGGGGUGGCAAGCCAGCCGCACAGGUCUUGUGGCCUCAGAUCUCCUCCCUACCCAACAGGCGGCUGGGGGCGGGCCACAGCCACAGAUUAAAGGCCGCCCAGAGCAGCCUGUGUGAGACAGGUGUCCAGUAGCCCAAGAACCCGGCCAGCAGCUGCUGCAGCUGUAGGCUUCCCUGUUCUGUGAAAACCAUCACCAUGUCCAAGGGACCUCGGGCCAAGACCUUUGUCUUUCUGGACCUGGAAGCCACCGGGCUCCCCAGCAUGGACCCUGAGAUUGCUGAGCUCUCCCUGUCUGCAGUCCACCGGUCCUCCCUGGAGAACCCCGAGCACGAUGAGUCUGGGACCCCCCUCCCACCCCGGGUCAUGGACAAGCUCACACUGUGCAUGAGCCCGGAGCGCCCCUUCACUGCCAAGGCCAGUGAGAUUACUGGCCUGAGCCGCGAGGGCCUGGCCAGGUGCGGGAAGGCCGGGUUUGAUGGCACCGUGGUGCGGACACUGCAGGCCUUCCUGAGUCGCCAGGAGGACCCUGUGUGCCUGGUGGCCCACAACGGCUUCGAUUACGACUUCCCCCUGCUCUGCAUGGAGCUGCAGCGCCUGGGUGCCCAUCUGCCCCAGGGCACCGUCUGCCUGGACACGCUUGCAGCACUGCGGGGCCUGGACCAUGCCCACAGCCACGGCACUCGGGCCCAGGGCGGUAAGAGCUACAGCCUGGGCAGCCUCUUCCGCCGCUACUUCCAGGCGGAGCCGAGUGCGGCCCACUCUGCUGAGGGCGAUGUGCACACACUGCUUAUGGUCUUCCUGCACCGCGCUGCUGAGCUGCUCAGCUGGGCCGACGAGCAGGCCCUCAGCUGGGCCCACGUGGAGCCCAUGUACAUGCCACCCGAUGGCUCGAGGCUCGAGGCCUGAGCCAGGGGCUCGGUGAUGCUGCUGCCCAGGGCAAUGAGGCCCCAGUCCCUGCAGCAGGGCAGCACCAGCAUCUGCGCCAUUCAGCCGGGCCCAGACACCUACCAGGCUUUACCCCGUUCUGGUCCAACCAGUCUCACAGCCCUAAAGCCUUCUCCUGGCCUCUUCCCUGGCACGGGCACCAGGGAAGUUGGUUGUUGCUGGCACCCACCUGUCACCCCGUCUU